AUGCUUUUCAAGGCAGCUCUCGGUCUGGUUGCCGCUGCCGCUUCCGCUGCCGCCGCCCCGGCAAUCUCAAACUCUACAAUCUCAGACUCUACAAUCUCAAACUCUACAAUCUCAAACGCGACUGAGCUCGCAGGAUACGAGUAUGUGGUUAUCGGCUCCGGCGCCGGCGGCGGUCCUCUGGCCGCACGUCUGGCCAUGGCCGGCCACAAGACUCUCCUGAUCGAGGCCGGCGACGACCAGGGCGACAACACCAACUACAAGGUGCCUGCGUACUCUGCAAAGGCCUCGGAAGACGAGUCCAUCGCUUGGAACUUCUUUGUCCACCACUACGCCGACGAGAAGCGCCAAGCGCGCGACUACAAGACGAGCUACGACACGCCCGACGGCGGUCUGUACACUGGGCUGCAACCGCCCGCCGGCUCCAAGAUGAAGGGCACGCUGUAUCCGCGUACCCAGACCUUGGGAGGGUGCACAGCGCACAAUGCGCUAGUCACAAUAUAUCCGCACCGCUCCGACUUUGACUCGAUUGCGCAGCUCACCGGCGACUCCUCCUGGAGCGCCGACAACAUGCGCAAGUACUUUGUGCGCAUGGAGAAGAAGAACUACGGCCUGCCCUUUGAAGGCGGCCACGGCCACGACGGCUGGCUCAGCACAGAGACGACAAAGAUCUCGCUGGCCCUCCAAGACCCUCAGCUGCUGAGCCUGUACACCGGCGGCGCCUUUGCCUCGGGCAAGCUCCUCCCGGCCAUCGGCGACCUGGCUAGCCUGCUUCUCGGGGACGCCAACGCCGAUUCAAAGUCGCGGGAUACAACCGACUCGUACUAUCUGGUGCCCAUCUCCACAAAGGACGGUUCCCGUGUUGGUUCACGCGAGUUUGUCGUCUCUGUGCGAGACGCCAAGGACAAGGACGGCAACAAGAGGUAUCCCCUCGACGUUCGUCUCAACUGCCAUGUCACCAAGGUCAUCAUUGACGAGAGCGGCGACAAGCCGCGCGCUACGGGUGUCGAGUUUCUCGACGGCCAGUACUUGUACAAGGCCAGCCCGCGCUACGGCACCGCUGGCAAGGGAAAGCCGGGCAAGGUCAAUGCCUCGCGCGAAGUCAUUGUCGCGGGCGGAGCCUACAACUCGCCUCAGAUUUUGAAGCUCAGCGGCAUCGGUCCCCGCGAAGAGCUCGAGUCGCUUGAUAUCCCCGUCGUCGUCGACCUGCCCGGCGUGGGCGGCAACCUGCAAGACCACUACGAGAUCAACGUGCAGGGCACGGUGCCCAAGGACUUUUCCGCGCUCAAGGGCUGCACGUUUGGACUCAACGGCGAGCACGACACGUGUCUGGACAAGUGGGAGAAUCCGACGUUUGGCGACCGCGGCACGCUCGCGACCAACGGCCUCCCGGUGGCCAUGUUCCACAAGAGCUCCGUCACGGAGAAUGGCGAGUACGACAAUUUCCUCUUUGGCGGGCCCGUCAACUUUCGCGGCUACUUUCCCCAGUACAGCAUCAACAUUACGCAGGACCACGACGUCUUCUCCUGGGCCAUCCUCAAGGCGCACCCGCGCAACAAUGCCGGCACCGUGCGCCUGCGCUCCGCCGACCCGCUCGACGUGCCCGACAUCACGUACAACUACUUUGACACGGGCAGCGGCGACUACGCCAAGGACCUGCGGUCCAUGUAUGAGGCCGUUGGCGUCGCGCGCGACGCCCUGCGCCGCCAGCCCGUCAAAGUCAGCGAGGUGCUCCCCGGCGAGGACGUGACGAGCCAGGCCGACAUUGAGCAGUACGCAAAGGACACGGCCUGGGGCCACCACGCCUCGUGUACGUGUCCCAUUGGACCGGAUGGCGACGAGACGGCUGUGCUGGACUCGAGCUUUCGCGUCCGCGGCGUGGAUGGCCUGCGCGUGGUGGAUGCCUCUGUGUAUCCUCGCAUUCCGGGCACGUUUACGGCGGUUUCGACGUACAUGGUGGGCGAGAAGGCUGCCGAUGUUAUUCUUGAGCAAAACAAGAACUGA
This is a messenger RNA of Beauveria bassiana ARSEF 2860, 2001 nucleotides long. RefSeq names its product glucose-methanol-choline (gmc) oxidoreductase. Bases 1 to 2001 code for a protein of 666 amino acids. The record is from RefSeq and is a predicted model, not a curated record. The transcript has a single exon. Gene Ontology annotation, molecular function: oxidoreductase activity, acting on CH-OH group of donors; flavin adenine dinucleotide binding. NCBI's taxonomy places the organism in Eukaryota, Fungi, Ascomycota, Sordariomycetes, Hypocreales, Cordycipitaceae.